GUUACCGUGGAAACCGCGGCCAUGGCGGCACCGCGGCAAAUCCCCAGCCACAUAGUGCGCCGCAAGCCCAGCUGCUCUACAAACUCGUCGUUCACCCGGACGCCGGUGCCCACCGUGUCUCUCGCGUCCCGCGAGCUGCCUGUCUCGUCGUGGCAGGUCGCCGAGCCGUCGAGCAAGAAUCUGUGGGAGCAGAUCUGCAAGGAGUAUGAAGCUGAGCAGCCUCCCUUUCCAGAAGGAUAUAAAGUCAAACAGGAGCCUGUGAUUACAGUUGCGCCGGUAGAGGAAAUGCUUUUUCAUGGCUUCAGUGCAGAGCACUAUUUUCCAGUUUCCCAUUUCACCAUGAUCUCACAUACACCCUGUCCUCAAGAUAAAUCGGAAACAAUCAACCCAAAAACAUGUGCUCCCAAAGAAUAUUUGGAAACUUUCAUCUUUCCUGUUCUGCUUCCCGGAAUGGCUAGCCUGCUUCACCAAGCGAAGAAAGAAAAAUGUUUUGAGAGGAAAAGAACCAAAUUCAUUGCCUGUGAUUUUCUGACCGAGUGGUUAUACAACCAAAAUCCAAAGAGGGCAGGGGAGCCAUUCACAGAAUUUUUCUCCAUUCCAUUUGUGGAGGAGCGGCUAAAGCAACACCCACGGCCGCCAAUCCCACUCUCGCUCCUGCUGACAGAAGAGGAAGCAGCCCUCUACAUUCAAUCCUUCUGGAGAGCCUGUGUGGUUCGCCGUGAUCCUGAGAUUCAAGAACUGCGUCAGUGGCAGAAGAAACUUCGCGAGGCCAAGCACAUUCACCAGCGAGUCAAAAUUUUCUGGGCCAAGCAAGAACAAAAAGUGAAAUGCAAAAUGGAGGACGAUGCAGUACCUGCAGCCAAGAUGAAAAUUCCAUCAUCUUAACCAUAGCUAAGACGUAUCUUUGCCCAUUCGAGCACAAGUUACCUUGUGCAAGGAAAAUGUCCAAAUGAUGCUCUCUCUCUUGUGAUUUCUUUAACAAGACUUGGAACAUGUGAAAAUGGAAUCUUUUCUGUACAAGAUAGGAUUCGUUGCAAACAAGCUUUAAUGCAAAUAGUUUAGAAAAGAAAGGACCAGUCUUCACUUUCUGCAUUAUCCCCACAUUUUAUUCAUUCAUCCAGAUUACUUCUUCAGUGCCUCAGGCGUAUUCUUCUACACCAGCUGCUGUUAAAAUGUACAAUGAACUCUAGUCCCAAGGAAUACAGAAGUGCUCUUAUUACCAGUUUUCCCACUUGUGGCCGCCUUUGCAAAGAUCCAUAUUCUAAUUUAAGUCCCCAACCUCUGAAUUUGGUUUUAAGUUUACCUAGUGACUGACUACUCUCUUUAUAAAAAAGACCUUAUACUUAAUGAUCAUUUCCAAAGGAGACCACUCCUUAACUUUUACUGCAAACCCAACAAGAUGAGACACUUAAACCCAGACAGAUGUAACAAAGGAUUUUUGUUGUCUAAGUCCCAAAGUAUUAUAUAGAAAGUUCCUGCUUUUAUGGGUAAACUUAUUACCUUAAUAUGUUCUGUGGUUUGCUGUUAACCAAGAUUCUCCCAUUUAAAAUGCCACAGACCGACCCUCAAGGCAGAUCCGAAAGCCUAGUAGUUAGUUGCAUUGGGUUGUUUUGACAAGCUACCACACAUCUUAAGUAAAUAGUAAAGCCUUUAUUUUUGUGUUAAGAACAGCAUUUUGAAAAUAAAACCUAUCUGCCCAUGCUUUA
Molecule: messenger RNA, 1706 nt
Organism: Pan troglodytes (chimpanzee)
Lineage: Eukaryota; Metazoa; Chordata; Mammalia; Primates; Hominidae
Gene: IQCK
Product: IQ motif containing K
Source: RefSeq, marked provisional